This is a messenger RNA of Cuscuta epithymum, 1672 nucleotides long. The record is from the annotation of a GenBank genome assembly. NCBI's taxonomy places the organism in Eukaryota, Viridiplantae, Streptophyta, Magnoliopsida, Solanales, Convolvulaceae.
CAGCUUUAAAAUAGAAGCAGAAUAGGAAUCACUUCCAAACACCCUCAACCAAGCAUUAAUGCAUUACUAGUAUUGAUAUAGGACGAUAGGCCAUGGAUCAUUUGUGAAGUUUUCAUUCUUUGUUAGGAAAUUGUAUGCUGUAAGAGUAGCCUCGCCUUGCUUGACGCUUCAAUUCAGAGAAAUGCAGGCUCUGGCCGUUUCAGCCGGUGGCCUUAUACCACCACCACCACAACAGCGGGGUUUAAGAUUCACCGGGGAUUGCCGGAGAGCAAAGCGUUUGAGUGUUUGGGCUGGUCAGUUUCCGGCGUUUCUUCCAAAAGAAGUUCAAAAUAUCAAAGACCCACAAGCCAGAAAACUGGCUUCAAGAAUUGAGAGACUCCCAGUCAGCUUUUCUGAAGGCUGUAUUAUGAGCAGUUGUGUGAUGCCCGUAGAGCAGAGUGGGGAGAAUCCGGUUGUUCUUCUCCAUGGUUUUGACAGCUCACUUUUAGAAUGGAGGUACGUAUUUCCGAUGCUUGAGGAGGCUGGGUUGGAGACAUGGGCAAUUGAUAUUCUUGGAUGGGGUUUCUCUGAUUUAGAAAGGCUUCCAGCGUGCGAUGUAACUUCCAAGCGUGAUCAUCUUUAUCAGUUCUGGAAAGCAUAUAUCAAAAGGCCAAUGACAUUGGUUGGGCCAAGUCUUGGAUCUGCAGUUGCUAUAGACUUUUCUAUCAACUAUCCACAAGCUGUGGAUAAGCUGGUUUUGAUUGAUGCAAGUGUGUAUGCAGAAGGCACCGGAAAACUUGCAACACUACCUGAACCAGUAGCUUAUGCUGGGGCCUCCUUGUUGAAAAGCCUCCCGUUUCGCUUGUUUGCAGUUUUGUUGACUUUCAAUAGGUUACCCUUCAAUAUUGUCACCGACUGGACAAAUAUUGGACGCUUGCAUUGUUUAUUACCCUGGUGGGAGGAUGCAACUGUGAAUUUUAUGAUGAGUGGAGGGUAUAAUGUCGCUGAUCAGAUAAAAGCGGUGAAGCAAAAAACUCUAAUAAUAUGGGGAGAAAAUGAUAAGAUCAUUGACUACAAGUUUGCAGUUCGCUUGCACUGUGAAUUGCCAAAUGCAAAGAUACGCCAGAUCCCAAAUUGUGGGCACAUUCCUCAUGUGGAGAAGCCUACCGUCGUCUCUAAUCUGAUUAUGGAAUUCAUUACUGCUAAUAGAUCACGUCUAGAGAAGCCCGUUGGUGUACUUGCCACAGUUCAAGAUUAAUAUCGAAAUGGGUGAUUAAAGGUAUACAAACAUUCUGGUUAGUUCUUGGUGAACAAACCCGCCUGUCAGCCCGUGCUCGUUAUAUGGUGUUAUCCAUCAAUUGCAUGCAUCUGGACGGAGUGGACGGGUUUUAUAGAUGGAUGUACAUGUUAAAUGGUGAUGGGUGAAAUUUGUAGUUUUCUUGAAAAGCUUAUUGUGAUCACAUGACAUUGAAGGGAAUCCACGUUUAUGGUUGUAUAAAUGAAAUCCUUGUCGAUGGGCACAUGUUUUCAUCUUUUGGGUCAAAAGUUGUGACUCACGUUUUGACCAAGUAUAAUGUAGACUUGUAAUAGUUCCAAAGCCACCGUCCUUUUAUCGUGAUAAACCAGUUCCGCAGCUGGACUAAGCGUGGUCUCCAGAAAAUCUACUCCUAAACUCUUGAGGUUUCAAUCACUA